AUGGGUGGAACCGGGAGAGAAGGUGGCGCGAUCGUGUUGAUGCUGAUGGUCGCGUGGUUCCGGCCGGUACUCGGGGUCAAGGAACACGUGGUGGCCUUGAACGAUACCAGUCACCGAUCUACGCAUCCUUCGAUCCGCGGGGAGGCCGUCGAGAACGAGGUUUCGUUCACCAGCGACGAGUUGCCGGAGGAUCAUCCCCAUAGAUCGCCUGGAAAACCGACGAAGCUCGAAUUGAACGUGAAUCAGAUGAUUCAGACGGACGACAAGUCGAUGUAUCAGAUAGAAGCGACGCGGAUGGAGAACGCGACGGCUUCUCCGAUGGAUUCGACGGUGAAUUGCGAGGAGGACGAGACGAAGUCAUGCGUGAAGAAGGAUCUCUCCGAUCUGUUGAACAGGCUGUCGAGGAUCGACGAGUAUAACGUGACAGAGUCGGUGCAGAUCGUUCGUAACAGGGACGUGGUCGCAAGGAAGGACGAAAAAGGUAACGACCAGAGGCCUGCUACGGAGUCAAGCCUACUCGAUAGAAUUCACCGGUACGCCAGAGAGCACGUAGUAAAGAUACGUCUGAGCCAGGACUUAGUAGCCGGUAGAAAAGCUAGAACCUUCUUCAACGCGUUUGGCCUGAAGAAGCUGCUGUUGCCGUUGAUAUUCGGCGUGCAGAUCAUUAAGAGCGUGUUACUGGCGCUUUUCCUGCCAAGUAUCAUCGGAAGUAUCGGUAAUAUCGUUGGUAAAGGUGUUUCUUCGUUUGCGCAAUCGUCGCACACCACAGCUCAACCGGAGGAGAAUUUCGAGUUCAAGGACAACUCCGACUUGUAUAACGACGAUUAUCUCACGAGACAGCCAGUAGGAACGUUACCAGCUUCCGCGAUGUACGAAGAAAGUAUGAUGCAGUCGCAGAAGAGCCCGGAAAUUGCUUCGAGAUAUUCGUUCGUCGAUCCUAGAAUCACUCACGCUAAUGCUAUUUCCGAUCGCUAUUAUACCAGACACGUAGCUGCCCACGGACUUUCUAAAAAGCAAGACUUCAAGGUAUUCCACGAGAUUCCAACGAGUUCUUUGCUGCUAACCAACUACGAUCCCUUCUAUUCUCCGUUACUGUCUCGCCUGGACGCCGUAUUUUCUCGCCUGGGCCACACGACAGAGGGUUGCAGAGAGUACGCUGUGUGCGCUAUGUAUCGAAGCCCGGCUAGAUACGCUCCGUACUCGAACCUCGUCUCUGCUCAGUUGUCCAGAGAGUUGAACGAACUGAGAAGACCCAGCAGCGACAACCCCGACGUUCUGAGGUUCUUCCGGUACAUGAAAGCAGCCAAAGACGGCCAGGAUGGCGUGAAAUGCGAAGCAGCGUAUGCUAAUUGUGCUGUAGCUCAGGAGGAUCAGACACUCAGGCAGAAUCAAGCGAUGCUGGCCACGUAUCAGGACAUCGACAAGCUGGUCCACGCGAGAAAGUUGUAA
Molecule: messenger RNA, 1449 nt
Organism: Habropoda laboriosa
Lineage: Eukaryota; Metazoa; Arthropoda; Insecta; Hymenoptera; Apidae
Gene: Osi24
Exons: 4
Coding region: 1-1449 (482 amino acids)
Source: RefSeq, a predicted model, not a curated record